CUCAAACAGCCCAUGCUGGCUGCAAGAUGGUCUCCUUGUUUUUACCAUUAAGAGGCACAGACACUGUGAGUCAGCCUGGCUCUGUUUUUACUGCCUGCUCGUCUUGUGCUGCGACUGCUGCUGUAGGGCCCCUAAAAUAUUUUCUCAACUGCCUCCAAAUCAAUGAUUCCCAUGCAAGUUUUUUUUUUUUUUUUUGGAGGGGAAUAACCUACUUUCGGAGAAGUGUGGAUAUGGUCUACCCACCCGUACAGACUAUGCACCAUUUUACGCAGGUUUAUUGUUUCCAUUUUAUGGCAGUAUGAAAUAGGCUAUCGAUUUAACUUGUCCUAUUUCAACUUUGGCCAAGAUUGGAUUUUUAAACGAGCUGGGCUGGGCAUCUCCGGCCGACCCGCCUGGGAGCAGAGGAUCACAGGGACUGUGUGACUCGCAGGUCGGAGUGCGCAAAGCAACGCGCCCCUGUGAUUCAUCCGCAGUUUCCAGACGGUGCGCAGGUGGAGGCGAAGAGGAGAGGAAGCAGCCGCUGAGGACGGACGGAUGAAACGGCUAGGGAUGUUCAUUACGCGUAAGAUCUAUUCCACAUAAGGAACGAACUGUUUUUUCCAGUCCCCCUCGGUGUUGCAUUGAUUUGGAACCACUGGCUUGAUUUGGCGCAGCUGUAACCCAUUUUUCCUCCAUCACAAAAGUUUGACUGUUAAAAAAUGAUGCUCUGCUCCGCUUCUGUUUUUUCAUGCAAUGCUGUGGAUUCCGGCGUCAGCGUAAGUGGCCAGUCAUCACUUGAGAAAUAGCUGCGAUUCUUUCGGUCUUAAUAUCGGUGCCAAUUUCAACAAACAGAGGGCUUUUAUUCACGCACAUCAUCACUCGCCCAGGAUUGCAACCAUUUGAAUUAAUGUCGCACUCCAUAAUGGACUUCCUCGGACUGUACUUCUUGCAGCUGGCUCUUAUUGGAGUCCCACGUAUGGCUCUCUCUGCGGGCGGGAGGGACUGCCUGCGUGCUGGGGACACUUGCUCCAGCGACGACACCUGCAGCCCGAGACUGCGCACCCUCAGGCAGUGUGUGGCAGGGGACGGCAGCGUGAAACUGGGGCCCGGGGCACGAAACCAGUGUGAGAACGCUAUGACGGCGCUGCUGUCCACUCCUCUGCACGGCUGCCAAUGUAAACGAGGCAUGAAGAAGGAGAAGAACUGCCUGAGUAUCUACUGGAGUCUGCAUCAGUCUGUGCUGCAUGGGCUCAGCCUGGUGGAGAGCUACCCGUAUGAACCAGAGGAGAGGGGCUCUGACUACGUGCGUCUGGCCUCCAUCGCUGCAGAGUCUGAAGUAACAACGGUGAACCGCUGCCUGGAUGCUGCCAAGGCGUGUAACAUAGAUGAGACAUGUCAGAAGCUUCGCACGGAAUACGUCUCGUCCUGCAUCCAGCCGUCAGCCCGGUCGGGGCCAUGUAACCGACCAAAGUGCAACAAGGCGCUGAGGAAGUUCUUUGACCGCGUUCCCCCCGACUACACCCAUGAGCUGCUGUUCUGUCCCUGCACCGACACGGCCUGCGCAGAGCGCCGCCGUCAAACCAUCGUGCCGACCUGCUCCUACGAGGACAAGGAAAAGCCCAACUGCCUGGCUCAGCUGCGGAUCUGCAAAGCAGACUACGUGUGCAGGUCUCGCUGGGCACAGUUCCAGUAUGAUUGCCAACCUUCCGAGCAGAGCGCCAGUGGCUGCAAGCAGGAGAACUACGGAGCAUGUCUACUUGCGUACACCGGCCUGAUGGGAAGCAUAAUAACUCCCAACUACCUUGACAACUCCACAUCCAACGUGGGACCCUGGUGCUCCUGCACAGCAAGCGGCAACCACAGAGAACAAUGCAAUGACUUCCUCACUUUUUUCCACGACAAUGUCUGCCUGAAAAAUGCCAUCCUGGCCUUUGGGAACGGAUCGGAUGUGAAAACGGGCUCCAGCCAGCCCGGGAUGCCCAGUCCAGCGACGGACAACCAGAGCCCGCACUUGGCAACCACCGCCCCGGGCGUCUCCGUGGAAACGGAGCAGAACAUUCUGAGAGCACAGAUACCUACUCAGGUAAACGAGAACGACAGAUUGUGGGGCGACGAGGGAGACUCCACUCUUCCCUCUCCGGGCCUGUCGGACCGUGGAGCCGAGCCCGUCCGCCUGUCCCUGCUGCUGGUCCUCGGUUGGCUGCUCCUGCUGCUACUCUCCGACCAAUAAGAGGCCAGUCUCAGCUGGCCUCCACGGACAAACCUCCAGACCUGGGGGGGAGGGUGGGUGAGAGAGAGAGAGAGAAAGAGCCAUUUUUAUGUGUCAAAUGACGGUAGGGGAAAGGGUCGACUCUGUCCCGCCCCGCUCCCCCUCUCCCUCUCUGUCACAAAAAUCACACUUAAUCUCUUUUUGUGAAUCAUGACUCAGAGCAGAUGUGUUGUGCAGCCCACGCCCUUGAGGAAGACCACCGGAGAGGGUGCCGCUACCGCACCACAGGGGGGGGAACCAGGAAGUACACACCUCAUUUCUUGCUUCACGCCUGCCCAAACACAAACUGUUACACAACACACACGCACACAAGACUUUGCUCAUCUGAAAAUACCGUCUAAGCUCCAUGGAAAAGGCCCGUGGGUUCCGAAGGUGUACAGUGAACAGACACUGUAGAUGCAGUGCCGGGGAAAAGUCUAAAAACAAAACAAAAAAAAGAUAUAUAUAUAAAACAAAACAAAAAAGUGUUUUUUUGUCCCUGAACAUUCCUUGAUGUAAAAGAAAAAUAUUAAAUGUUAAGACUUUUCUCUCCGAUGAAGUGUUACACGAGAUUUAAGGUGGAUGUGUGUGUUUGUCCACAUGUUGCGCUCAUUCAGCUCUGCUCUUUAUUUUGACACUUAUUAUUUUAUUAUUAGACAAAAUUUUGUUACGCAUAUGUUAGAUGGACGCACUUGUUAUAAUCGAGUCAAAUCACAAUGGAAUUCUUUGUUUGUUGUUGUGUUUUAAGUGGCAGGAUGAGGAGUUUGUUUCCAAAUAAAGAAUUAUAUAUAGAAAAACUUAAGUUGUUAAUUGAAAUUUAACGUUCAAGAAGCUCCCAAAGUCUGUAAAAGUGUUUUAUUUUGUCAAACAAGGACCUACAUUACUUAUUAGCCUUCAACGUAUUGUAAUUUGUUUUCAUUUUAUCAUUUUGUAUUUGUAGAUGUCAUCGGAAGGGGGCUCUUCAUAUAUUUCAUUAAGCUUUAAGUGUGAGAGCCAUUUGAGUUUUUCCUCUUCAGAAAUGUAUUUAAAAAAUAUCAUGUGGUUAUGGUGAAGCAACAACAGAUGGAAACAAGUUUAUAUUUUUUAAAUGUAUGUGGACUUUGCCGCAGAGAAAACAGAUAUCUAUAGACAAGUUUGUGACCAAUCAUGCUUUGCCGUGGCGGGAGGAUUAGUGGAAGACAGACGGAGCGGGUUUUGAUGCAUGAACGGAUCCAUCUGUUUUUCGAGAGACUCAUGAGAUGAAGGUGGUGACCCACGUUAGCCCGCUACCUGCUGGGACUCUUCACUCGAUGUGGGACGCCAGAGGAUUUACAAUAUGUACUGUAAAAGCUCAGUUCUGCUUUGUGCAGCGGAUACGUCUAUGAAAUGUGUUGAGGGGUUGGUCAUGUGUCAUCUUCAAUACUGCCACUGAAUUCAGUUAAAUUAAGGAAGCACCCAUUGGUUUCACUGCAUUAUUAAAUGACACAACAUAUGCUGAUUUUAACACAAAGAGAGAAAAUGUGUUGCCCCCAAACUACAGCAAACCUGAUGAAAAUGACACUUUCUAGUUGGACCUAUGAAAGCUCACACUGUAAGCUCAUAAUAUUGUCAUAACAGCACAAUAGUUGUUGGAUUUUGCCUGCCAAGUUCUACAGGAAGGAAAAAAAACUGUUUAUUCUUCCUCAUUGAUGCCAAUGUAGUUUUGAAACGACACCCCAUUUGGGGCGAAGGACCUAAAAAUUAUUCAACACAUACGCAGAUGUCUUAAAGGGGCAGUUCACUCAAAUCACAACAAUAUUUUCUCACUCGCCUGUAUGCGAUAUCUAGUCAUCCAGACCCAGGUUUUGAGAUUCUCUGAGAUUGCUGCUGCCAUCAAAAUACAAUAAAGAUCAUUUACAUUUUUCUUUGAUCUACGUUCUUGAUACCAAAGCUGAGAGGUUAAGUAUGUCCCACAGUUUCCACUCAAGCUCUAUAUUGAGGCUUGUAUCACUUUGAAAACAUAAUUUGAUUGAUGAAAAAAACAAGGCGUCAUUUUCUCUACAAUCACGACUGUUUUGUGUUACCACCCAUCGAAACUCCAUUUGUGUUAUCCCUCAAUAUCUUUAUUUUCCUGAUAUUUCACAAGGUAUAGUUGCAAACAUACGCUACCAUUCAAACGUUUUGAAUCACAUUCCACAUAAGCUGAGAGGUCUUUCAUUCAUUACAAGGUUAUUUUGUAUGAAGGGUUUGCAAAAGAAUUAUGUAUUGUACAUUGAGAGCAAAACGCUGUUCAAUGAUUCAACCAGACUGACAAAAGAAAGGGCAGAAAGAGACAAAGAUUCCUCUGAGCAAGAGUUAAAUAAGAAUAUAAAAAAAAUGUCAUUGUUAAGGAAAUUGGAAGCGCAGAAUCAAAAUCUGUGCAGAUUUAAAGAGGAACAGGUUCCUGUUCCAGUCUCAAGUGUACAAUAAUGCUUUUAACAAGUUGGAAUGAACGGGUGUGUUGCUUAGAGAUAGAAACUUAGUACUAUUGAAACCUGAUCACAGACUAUCAGCUGAACAUGCUCUGGAAGGCCAAAUCACAGUUUAAACCUGUUCAAUCUAACCACUGAGUGCAAAACAUUUAGAGCCCAAUUGCACCGUUGUGGUUCAAUAAUGGUCUCGGGUCACUUUUCUGUACUGGAAAACAAAUCCCAAAUCGAAAGAUUUCUUUGUGGGAAAUGCAACACUGUGGGGACAUCGAUUAAAUGGAAGUUUUAAUCAUUUAAUUCUUCUCCUUUUGGGGCCAAAACUAUUUCAAAGGAAAAUAUAAUUUGGUGUCUGAAUUACACUGUUUUUAUUUGAACAGUCAUUAUAGAGUGAAAGAAGAUAAACAUCAAUGUAACAGGUGAUUCCAAACUUGAAUGGUAGUGUACAUAAAAAUAGGUGCAUCAUCAGCACAUUUUUAACUUAGAAACACAAUACUAACACAUUAUCACCUUGUAAAGCUGUUUUGGCCAGUGUGUUAGUAAACCAUUGCCAAUCUAGACAUGGAGAAACAUUCAUUCAUUUAGUCGCAGAGCAAAUUUAAGUCCAAGUUUUACUCUCCUUUUAGCUUUAGGAAAUAUCUCUUUAUGAGUUAAAUGUUCCACUAUGUUCACUAGCUAGUCACUAACCUUUUCAGCCAUUUGGUGUUUGCAGUGGGAUUAUCAGAGAGAAAACCACUGGAAAAGACACUGAAUGCUGUGGGUCAGUCACUACAAGUCACUUUUAGCAUUUUAGUAGUCAUUUGACCCAUUGUUAAUUGAAAAAUAUUGAUUAGUACAGCUUUAAAAUUGUAUUGUAUAUAUAUAUAUAUGAAAACAACAAGAAGUUUUUUGGAGUGGCAGCAUAGAUUAACAGGCAGAUAUAUCCAAACCUGGGCAAAUAAAAUCCAGAUUUACUACUAGAUGUAAGUGAGAAAUAUAUGUUUGUGAUUUUGGUGAACUGAUCCUUUAAAUUUUCAUUACCAAAACUGCAGUUACGUGGUUAACUGGUGAUAAGAGUGUCUGAGUGAUACCUCUUGCUUUCACAAAGCCUCCGUCUCCAGCUGAGCUCUGUUGUCCCAGUUUGAUUUGUCCUGUGAUUUAUCAGUCAGUGGGUGUCCCGUGGCGUGCUCUGCCGCUGUGAGGUGACUGACCAACCUGCUCCCUGUUCGUCUGCGCCAGCAGAAUCUCAGAUGUGACAUGUGUCACUUCCUGCAAAUAAAGGCGACACUGUAAGUGGAGGUGAAUUCUGACCAGUUUUCUUGUGCAGAGAGGAGGUGCUUUUUCACCUGUCUAGAAAUGUUUGGUCUCGUGACAAAACUCUUGACCCUCAUCCAGAUUCAACUACGUUCAGCAUCACCUCAGAGGAAGUAUUCAACCUUUUCUUCCCUCGAGCAGCACCCCUGGCAUCAAGUUCAAAGUCCAUUUUUCAUCACACACAGGGAGUGAUUUGUAAAGAUGUUAUAGUAUAGUGUAUAUACUACACAGUGUAUACCAUAUACAGUAUAUGAUGUCUAUAACAUUCAUACCUUGAGUAAUAAUAAAAAGGAUUUUAUCCAA
Messenger RNA from Dicentrarchus labrax (European seabass), 6246 nucleotides. RefSeq names its product GDNF family receptor alpha 4a (gene gfra4a). The transcript has 8 exons. The record is from RefSeq and is a predicted model, not a curated record. The coding region runs from base 887 to 2209 and encodes 440 amino acids. Gene Ontology annotation, molecular function: signaling receptor activity. Gene Ontology annotation, biological process: nervous system development. NCBI's taxonomy places the organism in Eukaryota, Metazoa, Chordata, Actinopteri, Moronidae. Gene Ontology annotation, cellular component: signaling receptor complex; external side of plasma membrane.